Messenger RNA from Eleginops maclovinus (Patagonian blennie), 4300 nucleotides. RefSeq names its product CAP-GLY domain containing linker protein 2 (gene clip2). Bases 581 to 3667 code for a protein of 1028 amino acids. Gene Ontology annotation, molecular function: microtubule plus-end binding. Gene Ontology annotation, cellular component: cell cortex; microtubule plus-end; nucleus. NCBI's taxonomy places the organism in Eukaryota, Metazoa, Chordata, Actinopteri, Perciformes, Eleginopidae. The record is from RefSeq and is a predicted model, not a curated record. Gene Ontology annotation, biological process: cytoplasmic microtubule organization. The transcript has 18 exons.
UGUUCAGUGUAGCCGGUGGGUUGAGUCACAAGGAGGCUGUGCUAACAGGGGAACACCGACAAGAGUAGGAAGAGGCCGAAGAAAAUAGCAAAUAUUAUCCGGUAAUGCAGACUCAAGCGUGUUUUUAGGAAAAAGAAAAGCCAGACAACAGAAAAGUUGUUUUUGAGUGUUGCUGAUGCUGCGUUUCGAUCUUGCAUACCAGUGUUCGGAUCCCAAAACCAGCGAUACACGUCGAUAAUCUUCGCUUUUUUGCGCUUCUACGCAUGCUUGUGGGUGGAAAAUGAACCGGCACCGCUAAGCCAUCACCGGUGUAUUGCUGACACCAUCAUCCACGCUGACUCUCCCUUUCAGUUUCUGCUCAGCAUCCAUAUUUGCAUCCCAGGGAGUGGCUGCCACUAAUCCCUCUCUCCUGGUGAGAAAAUUGAAAGUUGGCCGGUUGUCGGACUCCCCCUUUGGACACUGUAAUUUCCACAUAAAGAGCUAACCAUGGAGAGCGACAGCCCCCACUCCCACAUCUAGUGCCUGCUUUGACGCCUUCCUCCCCGGGGAGCAGCUCUCAGGUCCUCCCUGCUCCUGCAGAAUGAACAUGUUGAAGUCCAGCGGACUGAAGAUCCCUGGCCGGGGGCCCAAACACUCCAGCCCCUCACCGGGGGGGCCUGGAAGAACCUCCAGCCCCGUGGCCCCUAAAGACAAUACUCCCCUGAAACCCACCACACCGACUAAAAUCUCCGAAGAGGGCGACGAUGUUCUGGGGGACUACACGGUGGGGGAGACGGUGUGGGUGAACGGUGUGAAGCUGGGAGUCAUCGCCUACCUCGGGGAGACCCAGUUCGCCCCGGGACAGUGGGCCGGCGUGAUUCUCAACGACCUAGUUGGCAAGAACGACGGGUCAGUGGGCGGUGUGCGGUACUUCGAGUGCCAGCCGCUGCAGGGCAUCUUCACCAGACCCUCCAAGCUCAACCGGCAGCAGGCGGGAGAGGGCAGCGACAGCCACUCCAUCGACUCCCAGAACCAGGGGGGCAACGGAGUCCCCGCCAGCCAGAGGGUGGUGAUGCCCCUGAGGGAGGGUCUGCUCAACAGCGCCGUGAAGACGGGCAACGAGUCGGGGUCCAACAUGUCCGACAGCGGCUCGGUGAAGAAAGGAGGGGAUAAGGAUCUGAGAGUCGGAGACCGGGUUCUGGUGGGGGGCUCUAAGAUGGGAGUCAUUCGCUACAUGGGGGAGACAGACUUUGCCAAAGGGGAGUGGUGCGGUGUCGAGCUGGAUGAGCCCCUGGGGAAGAAUGACGGGGCAGUGGCUGGUACAAGAUACUUCCAGUGUUUUCACAAGUUCGGCCUGUUCGCUCCGAUCCACAAAGUGAUCCGCAUCGGCUUCCCCUCCACCUCCCCGGCCAAGGCCAAGAAGAGCAAGCGGAUGGCCAUGGGCGUCUCCUCUCUGGCCCACAGCCCCAGCAGCUCCUCCAUCAGCUCAGUCAGCUCGGUGGCCUCCUCUGUGGGCGGACGGCCGAGCCGCACUGGGCUGCUGACGGAGACGUCGUCCCGUUACGCCCGUAAGAUCUCGGGCACCACCGCGCUGCAGGAGGCUCUGAAGGAGAAGCAGCAGCACAUCGAGCAGCUGCUGGCCGAGAGAGACGCAGAGCGAGCCGAGAUGGCCAAAGCCCAGAGCCACAUCAGCGAGGUGGAGAAGGAGCUGACUGUCAUCAAGGUGCAGCAUGUGCAGUUUGUGUCGGAGAACGAGGGCGCCCUGCAGCAGGUCAGAGCUCUGCUGGCCAGCACGCAGAAAGACAAACUGGAACUGACCAAUCAGCUGGAAGAAGAGAAAAGGAAAGUGGAGGAUCUCCAGUUCAGAGUCGAGGAGGAAUCCAUCACCAAGGGAGACCUGGAGACUCAGAGGAAACUGGAGCGUGCCCACAUUCGUCAGCUUGAGCAGAGUCUGCUCCUCGAAAAGUCGAGAGCAGAGGGGCUUCACAAAGACGUAGAGAAGAGGAGGCAAACCACGGUUGAGGAGCAGAGUCGCAUCGUGCAGCUGGAGGAGGAGCUGAGCCUGCGGAGGGCGGAGAUGGAGAACCUGCAGGUGAAGCUCCGAGGGUCCGACUCCGGUUCGCAGCAGGAUGAGGGCGACGGCGAGGCCCCGGGGUCUGACGCGCCGCCGGAGACCCUCGUCCUGCGCGCCCAGCUGGCGUCGGUGGGCCGCGAGCACAACAAGGAGAGCAGCGAGCUGAAGGAGAAGUACGAGGCGGCGUUAGCGGCGAGUAAGCAGGACGUCACCUCGCUCAGGGCCGAGCUGGAGAGUAAGAGCCAGGAGCUGAGUGAGCUGAAACAGAAGGUCCAGGACGCUGCCAAGGAGAACGUGGAGAUGAUGGACACCUGGAAGGAUAAAUUCGACUCCUUAGUGAUCCAGCACCAGCGCUCCCUGGAGGAUCUGAAGGCCACGCUGUCAGGUGAUCAUCCCUCUGCAGCCGGCCCCGAGCAGGGCGCCCAGGAGCUGCGGGCCUCUCUGGAGAGCCUGAAGACGGAGCACCAGCUGGAGAUGGAGAACCUCAAGGCCAAACACAAGAUCGAAGCGGCCAUCCUCGCCAAGGAGCGCGAGGACUUCUGCUCCCGUCUGCAGGAGGCCAAAGAGCAGCUGGCAGAGGGGAACCAUGGCUGGAGGAGCGAGGCGGUCGCCAAGAGCAGCAAGCUGGCCCUGGAGGAGGCCGGGGAGAAGCUGCAGAGGGCGGAGCAGAGGCUGGCCGAGAUGGAGAAGCUCCACAUGGAGAAGGACAGAAGCUCGGAGGAUCUGAGAGAGAGGCUGGAGCUGUCGGAGAAGAAGAUGAGCGACUAUAAGGCGCUGCAGAAAGCCCAGGCCGAGAGCCGGGAGGAGAUCCAGAAGCUGGAGGAGAAGCUGAGGGUGACGGCCAAUCAGCUGCAGGCAACGCAGGCCGACCGCUACACCUCCAACGAUGCAAACGUGAUAGAAGAUAACGACAUUACAGAAGAGAAGAUGAAGCUAAAGCAGAGUGUCGAAGAGACGAUGGAGAAGUUGAUGAAAAGGGAGAAGGAGGUGACCACUCUCUCUUCCCAGCUGGAAGCGUUCAAAUCCCAGAUCGGAGCUCUGGAGGGCAAGGUGCGCUCCGGAGAGAAGAAAGCCGAGGCUCUGGCCAGGGAGAAGAUGCGAGUGGAGUCGGAGCUGGAGUCCAUGACCAAGAAGUCCCAUGAUGCCUCUGGGCAGCUGGUCAAUAUCAGCCAGGAGCUGCUGAAGAAAGAGAGGAGUCUGAAUGAACUGCGGGUGUUACUCCUGGAGUCUCAUCGCCACUCUCGGGACAUGGAGAAAGACCUGACCCGGGAAGUGCACAAGGCCGAGUGGAAGGUGAAGGAGCAGAAACUUCAGGAGGACAUCAAGAGCCUGCGCGAGAAACUGCUUCUGCUGGGUCGGGAGCGCUCCUCCCCGGACCACCGGCGGUACUCCAUGCUGGACCCGUCGGUGCUGGACUCGGAGAUGACCCGGCUCCGGCAGCGGCUGCUCAGCACGGAGGACGCCCUGAGGAACGCCAUGGAGCACAACCAGCAGGUGGACCAGCUGGUGCAGGCCAUGCGCAGACAUCCGGAGAAAAGCCCGGUGCAUGGUGCAAAUUCAGCCAAUGGGAUUCAUCAUCAGGAGUCCGGCAGUACUCGAGAUGAGCAACACUGAUACGAGCAGAAGAGAUCAGACUGAAGUGGGACAUCUUAAAGAACACGUUUUCCUCCUGAUCCUGCGAUGGACGCCUGAAGAAGAUUUCAGUUUACACUUAAAACCAAAACAGCGAAUCUCUAUCUCCAGUGAAUUUAUGUGUUGUUGCAGAAAGCACCUAUUAGCCAAUCAUGAAGACCGCUUAAAGUACUAUAAAAUAUAAACAGGAAAUGGGACGUGAAGAGAUAUUACCGGUACAAACUCCUGAGAGCGUACAGUAUGGCAACUUUUGAUGCUUUACAGUAGUUAGAAAUUGUGUUAAAGUUGCCGGGAACUCUGUGACAAUUGCUCCUUUUGAACCAGAAGGCCAAACGGCUGAUGGACAACGACGUGAAGAACUGAAGAUCUCAGUCCCUCUGUUUUUUUUAUUUAUUGCUUUUACUUUGAUUUAAUCCUGUAUGAGCAAGCUGUUUUGGUGCUCAGAUCAAUGACUGGCUUUUAUUUUAGGGAGUUUGGCUCGUUUGUCACUUUACUUCAUAUCUAAUGAGAAUUCUUAGGAACCUCAUUACGGUCAGCUCUGUCCGGUGUUCACGCUGCCGCUUUAGUGUACAAUAUGAUCAAUAACUGUGGUAUUAAAAAGAAUUGUUCAAGUAA